This is a messenger RNA of Fonsecaea multimorphosa CBS 102226, 423 nucleotides long. RefSeq lists its product as uncharacterized. The coding region runs from base 1 to 423 and encodes 140 amino acids. NCBI's taxonomy places the organism in Eukaryota, Fungi, Ascomycota, Eurotiomycetes, Chaetothyriales, Herpotrichiellaceae. The record is from RefSeq and is a predicted model, not a curated record. The transcript is spliced from 2 exons.
AUGGACAAACCACCCCCAUCAGCUCCCCCCUCGUCGUCGAACAAGAACCCUUCUUCGUCGCACGGCUACGUCUCCUCGUCAGGCCACAUUUUAGAAACACCUCCGCUCUCCGCCCGCAUCCUCCGCCUCUCGGACUCGCUCUACAACUUUUUGGGACUGUACUUUGUAUCCCUCUUCUCCUUGGACCCGUACACGGCCGCGCAGAACAGCCAGUUCAAUACUCGCGGACGGCCGAACGCGUACCAGGAGAGGCCGAGAUGGAGUGGCGGCGGGACGAAUCGUCUCGGCGGCGGCGGUGGGGGUAGCAGCAGUACCUGGGGAAGAGGCGGUGGCGGUGGUGGUAGUAGCGGUGGGAAUGGUGGGACAAGGAGGAUGGGAGGGAUUGAUGAUGUGCGGGCGCCGGAGUGUGGGAGCUGUGGGUGA